AUGGCGAGUCUAUUCCCAACCCUUCUCUGUCAUAAACUUAUCAAAAUAUUAGGAAAGGCCGCCGACCCAGACGCCAAACUCCCAGAGGACAGAGACGGCGAUGACUUUGAGCACAUCGAUGUCACCCAAAGCGUCUCUGGAAUCUCCAGUACGCAAGAGAACAGGACAUUUUCCGGUCUCCCUCGGCCUCACGAAGACUAUGUCUUUGGCCCGGUCAUCGGCAUGAGCAAGCGCGUCCCAGCGAGCGACAUCUCCGAUCCAUCCACCGUCCUCGGAAAGUACGAGUUUCUCCAAAAGAACUGGACGAAAGACACGCUCGAUGCCGAAAAGGGUCUCAUUUAUACGACCGCCAGUAGCGACACCCCAAAGUCGAACAAGACAUGGACGGCAGAGCAAGUCUGGGGAUUUGAAGAGAUUGAUGGCGUCAAGUACUUUUCUAGGCAUGUUCACUUCUUCACGCCCGACGAGACGGUCACCGCGAGAAUGAUCUACGAUUAUGUUGGUCCAGUCCCCGUGUAA
Serendipita indica DSM 11827 is the source of this 519-nucleotide messenger RNA. Lineage: Eukaryota; Fungi; Basidiomycota; Agaricomycetes; Sebacinales; Serendipitaceae. The record is from the annotation of a GenBank genome assembly.